AAUUCAGAUGUGGCAAUGCUGCUACCAGAGGUGAAGCUGUGGCUGUAAACAAGACCCGUCCGGAGGCUGGAGGUCGUGUUGUCGUAGUGCUGCUCUCUGGCUCUCUCCACUCUCUCUAACCCCACCACACGCGCUUCUUGAUAAUAUUAUGAAUACUGUUUUGACUGGCAUUAGAGUUAACGUGUCUGUCUAGUGUGAGGUCGCACCGCCCAGGAUUACAAAAUGCCUCAUAUUACGAUACUUCCACAAGAUACAGAUAUCACCCAAGCCUUUACGUUAGAACAGUGUUAUGGUUGUGAAGCAGGCUGCAAAAAGGGAAGUUUUAUGUAUCACCACUGUCCAAUAUGCCCAUCAUCGAGAUUUGAACCAACCACAAAGAUGCAGGUACUCCAACAUCUUCAAGCACACUUUUAUGGAAAUAGAAUUGGCAAUGUCCAUGUUAAAGGUUAUAUGAUAACUGGCUGCCCACUGGAAUGUAUAAAAAGAAGAAGCCUCAAAAGGAAAAAUCACUUUCACUGCCCUUUUUGUGAGAAGAAGUUUCUUACUAAAAAUUCUUUUAGAAAACAUGUUGAGAAAUGUGAACCUAAAGAUAAUGAGGAGAAAUUAAGUAAUACUUCUGUAAAAUGUCCAGAUUGUCACAAAUUUUACACAAAAAAGUAUAUGGCUCGGCAUAGAAAUGCUAUCCACCAUCCGCCAGAGGCAUCUAUAACCCUACAAAAAUACCGCCAUGCUGUUUCAAUUGAUGAAAAUGGAAUUUAUGCCGUUUCCAAAACAUUGCGUGGUACCCAGCAUCCAAUACAUGUCAAGAGAGUUGUUGGAAGCAGCCAUCCUGGAUAUUGUGAGGUUCGAGACUGUGUGGAUUCAUUCCAAGCACAUCAGCGAAGCGGAGAUCACCUGUAUCAGUGCGAUCACUUGAAGGCCAUAGAUUUUAGUAUAGCAGGUAGUGUGUGUGAAAUGUCCCUUGAUAAAUUACUUGAUAUGCUGAGUGAGGGGUUAAUAUCUUCAGCAAACCAUAAAAUAUGUAAAGAAAAAUAUGAUGAAGCCAUAGAAAGUAACAGUCCAUUUAUAGUUGGUAUAACACAGAUGAAGCAUGUGAAAAAUAGACACCAGUUCUGGAGUGUGUACACAGGUGAAGAGCGUAGAUGGUGCAAGUUCCAGCGCAUCAUUGUCACCCUGGAUUCUAUUAAAUCAGCUAUAUGGUGUCGUUGUAAGCAGAGAAGCUGCUGGCAUAGAAGUGUUGUAGCAUGGUGGUUAUACCAGGAAUCUGGCAAGUCAUAUUUGCAACAGAUAACUGAGGGUGAUUCUGAAGGAGAGAAUAACUAUAACAGUGAAGUGCUGGAGCAUACAGUUAGAGAAAAAUUGCCUGAGGAAAGUAUUGAAAGGAGGAUUCAGUACAUAAUGAGUAUGAAGUCCAUUCCAUGUGGCAAUAUAUUUCCACCAUUUUCAGUGGACAAGUGUCCCACACAGCUGAUACCAAGUGAGACAACUUGCCACUUCUGUCACUCUGCCCUUGGCUCUCCUCAGCUUGUCUCAAGGAGGCCCAUAGUAGUUGACUAUUGCAAGCCACCAUGCAGACAGUUUGAGACCUUCUGCAAAGUGUGUCCAACAUGCCAUAUGAAGUAUCGCUACAAUGAGAUUAAAGAUGGAUUAUUCAACUUCAACAACAUUCUGCUUAUCACUUAUUCUUUUCUUGUUUUCAUUCGUGCCUCACUGUUGAAUCACACUGCCAUAAGUCGUGCUGUAUCUAUUAUCGAAUAUACCUUGGACCUCACUCUGAAUCACAAGGAACUGGAACAUGCUUACCUGGCAUUUGAAGCAUUAUGUGAGUACGACUAUAAGUUCAGCUGUUUUCGGUGUGGCUAUCAUCCGAAAGUACUUACACGUGACCCUGCUCAAAAUGAAGCCUUUAAUGAUUCAGAAAAUGGCAUUCCACUUCCAAACUCUCCUGUUCCUGAGAAUGAUGCCAAUAUAUUUUGGGAGAAAGUAAAAAAAGAACUGGUGGCCUAUUGUUUCCUUAAGAAUGGCAUGAAAAAUCCAUAUAGGGUACUUCCAAAGAAUCACAAAUGGGCUCCCUACAUUGGUAACAAUGGAUUCAUUCGCUGUGACAGUGCAAAAUUCUGCAGUGAAGAACACCAUGAUAAUCAGCCUAAAUGCAACCAAGACACUGGAAAGAAAUGCCUAAGACUCAAGACAUCAACCUGCACCAUUUACAGAUCUUCCACUAAAGCAAAAGCAAAAGGAAAAUUUUAAGAUAGUGAUAUGAAUAGGGCUUUAAGUCAUAUUCUUAAAGAAAUUGUAAAGAUGAGAAGUGAAUGAAUGCAUUUCAUCAAGUAUUUUACUCAUGUGUAAGUGUAGUAUCAAGGAAAUAAUGGGAAUGUUUAACAAUGAUGCAUGGAAACAGUUCCUGAGCACAGUGAAACUUAAAAAGGAAAUAGCUAUAUGGACUUGAUCCAGAAGGGGGGAAUGCUAACAUUAUGUGAAUUUCUUAUAAUUACUUACGAAGAUGUGAAUUAUACUUCCAGUGAGAACAAUUACAGUGUACAGGAACGACUAGGAAAAAUUAUGGAUUUUGUAUAGAGUGUGAUUAGAUAAAUGCCUAUUACUGAUGCCAGCUGUGCAUCCAAUGACCAGAUUUAAGUAAAGGUCAGCAUCAUUUUUGUUUUCUAUUUAAAAUUUGCAAGAUAAUUUGUCAAAUGGUGAAUUCUGCCUUGAUCUUGUAUUAUUCAUGUAGGUGUCAGAUAUACUAUCAAAAGAUUUUCUUUUGACCAAUUGUGUAUAUACUGCAACCUCUGGGAUCUAGAUCUGGAUUUCUGAAUACAGUACAGGUGGUCUUCCAAUCUUGUUCAAUACUUCAUGGGGAGCUGAUACAGUAGGUGCAUGCUCCUCUCUUUACAUUCCUCUCUUGUGCUGUCUAAACUCAAUUAUGUCUGUCCUGCUUACUCAUCUGCCUCUUCUCUUUAUCGUCUCUAUACUCUCACCAUACUGGGUUACGCCUCGGCUCUGGUGCCUUUCAUUUGACUCCUACCUUAAGCCUGUAUGUUGAAACCAGCAUCCUAUCUCUACAGGAUUGUCGUAAUUGCUACUGUCCUCUCUACUUUGUGUGGUCCCUACAACAUCCUCGCUCUUGCUUGUCGUAUUUUAACCAUAACCCCUCCUAUGGACCCUGUUCCCUUUCACCACCUUUCCCUUUCUGUCUGUCUUUCUUGCAAGGUUCUUUCUCGGUUCGUGUUACCAAUAUUUCUCCUCGUGUCAUUCCAUCCCUCCCCCCCCCCAUGGAGGGUGCCCCCUUCCUAAGUUUUGCAAAACCUUGACCCACAUGACAAAAGCUUUUACUUUUUCUACAGUUCUGAAAUGCCUUUUCCUUGCUAACUUUUCUACACACUUCCACUCCAUUUCUGUCUUUACAGAUGGGUCUAAGUCUGCCAACUGUGUAGGCUACUCUGUUGUAUUUCCUGACUACACCUAUGUGUCACCUGGCCCUGGAGACUAGCAUCUUCAUGGCAGAACUUUAUGCAAUUUUUUAUGCUCUUCGUUCUUCCUUUGUUGUUGACUCUUGCAGUCCCCUCAUGGCUCUGGAGUCCUUUAAUCCAGUCCAUCCUGUGGUAAUCGAAAUUCAACAUUGGUUGUUUCUUAUCUCCAGCAGAUUUAAGAAAAGUAGAGUUUUCUGGGUUCCCAGCCAUAUUGGCAUUUCCGUAAAUGAGUGUGCAUGUGCUAAGGAGGCUAUACACACCUGUCCCAUUUCCCACAAAGGUGAUCCUUAUUUCGACUUCUACUUGGUUAUUCAUUCCUCGAUCUGUGUCCGUUGGCAGGAUUGUUGGUCUUCUGUUACAGUAUUUGGUAACACAUUGUGUGCUCCUAAGGGUAGUGUGGGCCCCAUGGCCUUCCUCCUACCACCUCAACGGGCGGUGGAAAACAGCUCUGGCGAGGUUAUGUAUUGGCCAUACACGUUUAACUCAUGGGCACUUAAUUGAGCGCUGUUCUGCUGCUUAUUGUCCAAACUGCAUUGUCCCUUGUGCAUUUCCUUGUUGAAUGUCCUGACUUCCAGGAUGUGCAUGUGUCUUGCUUCCAGACUGUCCCUCAUGGUCACCUGUACGUCAAAUAGAAUCCUUGGUGAAUCAGAUACCUUUGGUAUCAUUCGCCUUGUGCGCUUUUCUUCAAGUACUGGCAUCCUUGGUGAUAUUUAGCGCCUUUUGAAUAUUCCGCACAUUUUAUGGUGCUACAUAGUCUCCCCGUAGUCUCUUCCAUUGUUGAUUGACAGACAGGGCAAGUUGUGAGUGACAGAAAUGCUCUACACAUAUAUUGAAUAUUUAACAUCAGACACUUUUCAAAUGUAACGGAAAACGACGAGAUGAUACAGUAUUGUAUCGGGUUUAAGGUAUGUAUGGUAAUUUUUUUUUAAUUAUCUUAUAGACCAAAUAAAAAGAAAGGCUGAUUUUUCAUUGAUUUAUUGCAAAAAGAUUCAUUGCCAAAUAUUUGGAAGACUUAGAGACUACAAUAUAUAUCUACAGUGGAUGUGCACACUGGAAUGUUAAAAGGGAAAUAUCAGCUGAUAACCUGUAAACAAUCAUGGCCACUUAAAUUAUAGCUAAUUCAAAGUUUUUAUUAUCAUUAUACAUAAAAUAUACAUGUGUAUAGAUUUGAUAAAUACUGUAUAGAGAAACUCAUUCUUAUAUUCUAAAAUUACAAAUGAAUAAAGAUUGACAGAGGCCUUUCUUAAGCUACUGAGAAAACCAGGAUAAGCAUAGACUACAGUCUUCAGCCUUGGUGCCUUUUGUUAAUUACUUAGUCUUCAACCCAGAUAACAUUUAGAAAUUGAUGCUCAAUGUUUAUGGCAGAAAUUUAUAUAAGCAAGGACAAAAGAUUUGAUAAAAAUUCUGUACUGAAAUUCAUUAACAUUUAAUUUAUAUUAUUUUUAAAUAAACAAAAUAUGCAGUAAAUGAAUUAGUGGUUACAUUUCACAAGAGGAUGCAUUCCCUUUACAAAAUUGUCAGCAAAUGAGUCAAACAGGUGGUGAUAAAUGUAUCAAACUGCACUUGCUUGAAAGUUUUAGUGUACCAUAUGUUAGUUCUUUUAAUGUUGCACCGAUUUCUAGUAUAUGUAUAUACUGUACUUACGACAACAAGACUACUGUUACAUCCGACUUGAGAACUUGAAAAGUUCUCAAGCUACACUACUCAGGAGGUACCUGUAUCUUUAAAAACUACUUAAGAUGUAAGAAAUAAAUAACAUAACUGUUAGAUAUGGAUAAUAUCUAGUCUUGACUGUGGAUUCAGUAUCAUACUACAUUAUUACCAUGGCUACCAAGACAUACUUCAACAUGGCCUGACUCCUGUUGACUUAGUAUGGGUAUUCCGAGAUGUGCAAGAAGAUGAUGAACCUUGUGGAGUACUUGAUAAAAUGCUCUAUCUCAUCAUAGGACACUGCUUCUACCACCAUCCUGCAACACAACAUUAGUAUUUAUAGACAAUUGCAAACUGUACUACAGUGUAUCUGGACAAUACAGCUUACUCACUAGCUGCUGGACUUCCCUGCCAGUUUGUUAGUCCUCUCCAACCACCUGGCCCUAUGGAACACCCAAAGAAUCUGCACUACAUGGGGUAGGAGGGUCCCCCCUUGAUAAGUAGUAGACUCCAGGGGCAGGUUCCCAAACAAUUGGGAAAGAGACCCCGAACAGAAGGUAGAGGCAACACCAGCGGCAACCAGAGAAGGCAAAUCUGGCCACAUGCAGCCAAGGCAAACAAGUUAUCAAGGCACAUGCAACAGGUUGGCAUGAUAAACUCAUGUGAAGCAGUAAAGGAACUAGCACAGGACAAAGCCCAAGGGAUAGCCAACACUUAGCUGUAAAGCUGGUGUCCACAGAACCAGGAGGACCAAGCCAAAAUGCGGCAAGUAUGCGAAUGACACUGGGUAGCUGCCAGAGGGUUGCCAGGGCUGCUAUUCAUCUAUGUUAUGCUAUAUGAUUGACAAUCGACUUGAUAAUGGUCCUGGACGAAUCAAAAUGUCAUCUCAUUUUCUUGUGUGUGGUUUAGUCAUAAACUUUUUUUUUUUUCAGCUACCCCUCUUAUGAAUCCAUCCCUGCUUUUGUGACUGCAGUUCAAAUUUGUAAAUUGAAACAUUUAUAAUGUCUGAUGUAGAUUGUAACCUCAAAAUAUAUGUGCUUCAAUGUACAGAUUUUAAGGUACGAGAUUGAAAGCCGUACCCUAAAGUAUCGGUAACAACACCCGCUCUUACAUUCUUAUAAAUAGUGGAAGUGCCGGGGUCUAUAUAGUAAUAAUCACCAGUUCUAACUAAAUGGGGCAAGACAUACACCUUGGCGUGCAAUUUUACAAAAAAGAUUUUACUUAACAAAUACCAGAUUUCCUCACACUUCUUAGAACAGGGGGGGGGGGGGGUGUACUUGGAUCCACCACAGGAUUGAUACAGACAAAAAGGGGGGGGGAGGGAGUAGGUUCCUUCUCCCUCUACAACCUGGGACUUAAGGUCAUUACUCUAUUCCACUCCUCUUAGGUCACUACAAAGGGCCUGGGUUUACAAAUGGAUAUACAAAAUAAAUAUGGAUAACCCCCAUGUGACACAGCUGAGCACAUACACCUGAAUUAACAACACACUCUCCCUACACACAGGGUUCUAAAAAUCCUUAUUUCCACAAAUUCCUAUCCCUAACUCAUAAAGAAAAGGGGAAGCACCGCUAUAAACAUCUAUAAUACUGCACUUAUCUUGUUUGUUGGAGACCGUCCACAACACAGGUCUGGUUGUCACUGCCUCCCUCUCCCAAGUGACUGAUAGGGGCUUGCACAUGUCCCUGUCUGCCUGGUUCCAAUAAUGUCUCCUCCCUAUACAUGUCAUACACAUUUCCCAAUACUUCAUUUGUGUGUCUUAUAAUGUUCCAGGCUGUUUUUCUACAUUUAACACUGAUGUUUCUCUAUAUUUUCUUGCAUUGAAUCUGCUUUUUCUUAAUCAUUUUAUCCCUUUUGUUUACAAUUUUUUUUUUUUUUUUUUUAGGAGAUUACAUUUUCCUGUUGAGAUGAUGCUCUGUGCAUCUGAAAGGGGUCAGAGUUCCAGACUGUUUUUCAACAUUUAACACUGCUAUUUCUCCCUACACAAGGCUCUCUCAAUAGCACUGCUAUUUCUCCCUACACAAGGGUUUCUCUUACAAGAUUAGACCUAUUAUCUUGUGUGUGAAUGUAAUAAAACUCAAUUGGAUUACUCAGAUUAGGCAAAAUUGUAUAUUUUAUCAAUAAAGAUGCUAAUAAUAAUAAU
Procambarus clarkii (red swamp crayfish) is the source of this 7260-nucleotide messenger RNA. RefSeq lists its product as uncharacterized. NCBI's taxonomy places the organism in Eukaryota, Metazoa, Arthropoda, Malacostraca, Decapoda, Cambaridae. The record is from RefSeq and is a predicted model, not a curated record.